GCGGCGCAUGCGCGGGCGCGGAGGGGAGCUGAAGGAGACGCCGCCAUGCCCGGCUCCCUGCAGGUGCCCUCCCUGGAGGAGCUCGAUGUGCAGGAGGUGGCGGUCAGCUCGGCCGUGCUGAAGGCCGCGGCCCAUCAUUACGGCUCGCAGUGCGACCGGCCCAACAAGGAGUUCAUGCUGUGUCGCUGGGAGGAGAAGGACCCGCGGAAGUGCCUGCGGGAGGGCCGGCAGGUCAACCAGUGCGCGCUCGACUUCUUCAGGAAGAUUAAGACACACUGUGCAGAGCCAUUCACUGAGUACUGGACCUGCAUUGACUACAGCAACCUGCAGGAGCUGCGCCGGUGCAGGAAGCAGCAGGCAGUGUUUGAUAACUGUGUGCUGGAGAAGCUGGGUUGGGUGAGACCUGAUCUGGGACAGCUCUCUAAGGUUACGAAAGUGAAGACAGACCGUCCCAUGCCUGAGAAUGCCUAUCACUCUAGACCUAGACCAGAGCCCAACCCACCCAUUGAAGGUGAGCUGAAGCCAUCUCCCUUUGGCAGUAGGCUCUUCUUCUGGUCCUGGUGAAGUGGGCAGCCUGUGCUCCAGCUAAAGCACAAAGACAUAUUGCUCACAACUGUAAAUUGUCUGGUAUGCGUUGGGUAGAACUUUAACGAUUAAAGAACUCCAAACCA
Colius striatus (speckled mousebird) is the source of this 671-nucleotide messenger RNA. RefSeq names its product NADH:ubiquinone oxidoreductase subunit A8 (gene NDUFA8). NCBI's taxonomy places the organism in Eukaryota, Metazoa, Chordata, Aves, Coliiformes, Coliidae. Gene Ontology annotation, biological process: mitochondrial electron transport, NADH to ubiquinone. The record is from RefSeq and is a predicted model, not a curated record. The transcript is spliced from 4 exons. The coding region runs from base 46 to 564 and encodes 172 amino acids.